This is a messenger RNA of Saccostrea echinata, 649 nucleotides long. RefSeq lists its product as uncharacterized. The record is from RefSeq and is a predicted model, not a curated record. The transcript has 2 exons. Bases 16 to 603 code for a protein of 195 amino acids. Lineage: Eukaryota; Metazoa; Mollusca; Bivalvia; Ostreida; Ostreidae.
AGAUAUAGGUAAAAAAUGAAGACAUUCAACAGAUUUCUUGUCUUGUUGGCUGGCAUGUUAUCAAGUUGCUGCAUUUCGGAAGGGGCUUCAAUCAAAGACACUAAUGCAUUUAGUUGGCAAUGCAAUAACACAAUGAUCCACGCCCUUCAUCUUGGAGAGGAGUAUUUCAUCGAGCGUGUUCUUUUCCCUUCUCUUGGUCUAACAGGAAUCAUUAUCAGGAUUGGAUCUCUUGCAGCAAGAAUGAUCAAUCACGUUUACGUCAAAACUUUAGAAAGGCUCUCCGUGGAAUUUUUUAAGGAACUGGUAUUGUCGUUGUUUAAAAAAGUGGCAGAAGAAAUCCCUUUUGUACACGCACUUUUAGACGCACUAAAUAUCUUCAAUAAUGAAAUUGCUUCAUCCGUAUGCCGAACAUCAGGGUUUAUGAUAGACCGAAUAGCCGACAAGCGUGAUUUUCCAUCGUUGUUUUUCAAGAAUUAUUUCAGUAGACUUACCUGGAUAGAAAAACUGAUGUACUGGUUUGAAUCUUUUAUCACAUCAAUAGAAAAGGAUUGGGAAUUUUUUUAUAAUGAAUUGAAGAGGGACAUAGAGGGAUUUGUUAAUUAAUAAAAAUGGUCAAAAUUUGUCUAGGUGCAAUUAUAUUCUAAGUAUU